AGUUAAUAAAAAUUUUAUUAUAUCAUGAACUAAGAUUGAAUAAAAUUUAAGAAUUUUUGAGAAUGUUAUAGAAUUAUUUUAUAGUUCUUUGAUAUUAUCUGAUGUCGAUAAUGAACGAUUGGUGAACGAUUCGGCCUUACUUACUGAGAGACAAACAUAGAUUAUUUAACUUUAGUUAUAGUGAUAUAUUUUAUUUAAAAAUAAUUUUUUGCUAAUCAAUGUCAAAUCCUGUCAAAACUGUAAAAGUAAAUUAUUCAUAGAUUUUUGUGACUGCUUCGAUAAUGUCCUGUAUAAAAAAAGUAGCACAGUAAGGUCUAAUUAUAGUAACAUUUGGGAUUGGCACACAAUAUAAAACUAUUUUUGAGUGCAUGUUCGGAUCAGCUUGUCAAAAUAGACAUGAAAUCUUAUCAGCUGUUGGAUGUUUUCUUCUUAAAGAGUUAAAAUUAUAAAUAUGAACCGAAAUCGACCGAUCGGGAAAAAAUAUGUAAUUUAAAUUUAAAUAAGCAUUAAUAAAUAAUGUUAUGUCGUGCAAAGUUAUUAAAUAUAAAAUUCGAACAUUGACGAUGCAGAAAACCUUAAAAUUGUGAAAAAUUAUAUGAGUGUAUGAGAUGAUGCUUGAACUAUCAUGCUUGAAUAUUACUGAAGCAUUGUUUGCGCCAUUUUAAUGCAAUUUAUUGACCGGAUACACUAACUUGAUUACUCAUUCAAGUGUUUCGUGGACAAGAGCAGGGUUGUGCCGUUUCUUCUCUUUGCUUAAGGCUAUCAUUUAAAUCACAUAUAUUUUUUUGGUACGCGGUAGUCUAAUAUCUGGGAAAAAUGGCCGAAAUGGAUGAUCAUCAUUUUGAGACUGGCGAUUCUGGUGCUUCUCAAACAUAUCCGAUGCAAUGUUCGGCUUUACGCAAGAACGGAUUUGUUAUGUUGAAAGGACGACCGUGCAAAAUAGUUGAGAUGUCUACCUCUAAAACUGGCAAACAUGGUCAUGCUAAAGUCCACAUGGUUGGCAUUGAUAUUUUUACAAAUAAGAAAUAUGAAGAUAUCUGCCCCUCAACCCAUAACAUGGAUGUGCCACACGUCAAACGGGAGGAUUAUCAGUUGACUGAUAUAAGUGAUGACGGAUUCCUCACUCUGAUGUCAGAUAACGGAGAAAUACGUGAAGAUUUGAAGGUACCAGAGGGCGACCUUGGAAAUUCUUUAAGAUCGGACUUUGAUAAUGGAAAAGAUCUUUUAUGCACAGUCCUUAAAUCAUGUGGUGAAGAAUGUGUCAUCGCUCUCAAAACCAAUACUGCUUUGGACAAGUAAACAUCUCUGAAACGUCUGACUUUAUCUACCUGCAGAUUUCUGUUGAAUUUACGUAAAAAGUAAAUUAAAACAUACUAUAGUAGUGUAUAAACACUAUUAUAGCUAAGUUCAAUCAACUCAUUUAACUACAAUAACUUAAUAACUUCAAAAAAUAAUUUAUGAAGUAAUAAAAACAGAAAUUUGAAGAGUAUAGGAUGAAGAGUUGAGAAACAAAAAUAGAUUUUCGCCAAUAAAUUUUUUUUUUACAUUAAUACAUUUAUUUUUCAUUUUAUUAUCGAUUUAUUUUGAGGUGUAUUGUAAGACAUCAAAACUUGCUGCCCGUCUAAAAUGUGAUUACCAUAAAUAAAAUCUUUUACAUGCUGACCACUCCGUCAAUAGUAAAUCUUA
This is a messenger RNA of Bactrocera oleae (olive fruit fly), 1686 nucleotides long. It is a transcript of the gene eEF5, whose product is annotated as eukaryotic translation elongation factor 5. Lineage: Eukaryota; Metazoa; Arthropoda; Insecta; Diptera; Tephritidae. Gene Ontology annotation, biological process: translational elongation; positive regulation of translational elongation; positive regulation of translational termination. Gene Ontology annotation, molecular function: translation elongation factor activity; RNA binding; ribosome binding. The record is from RefSeq and is a predicted model, not a curated record.